GUUUUGUCAGAUGCUGGUAAUUGGUGAGUGAUCUUCCUGUCUUCAUCUCAACCCUUUAGCACUUCUUAUUACAUUUUCUUCCAAUUUGAAGGGAAGAGUGAGAAAGUGGUGAGAUGGAGUUCAGUUAGCCAUCAGUGUGAAACCACCACACCACGUCUACAGCUGUCCUUGACUUUUCACAUAGAAGAAAUCUGGAAUACUGUUCACCAAUUCCUCAAAAAUGUCUGCGUGAUGAAACAGCCACCACAGUGGCAUUGGUGUAUCUUGAAUAUUCAUAGUGCCUGUAAUCCACGUGUUGCAUUUGGGGAGACAGUAACAAGGGUUAUUAGGACCUUCAUGAUAAAGAUAGGAAUCAGGGGAUUUUGUGUGUGCAGAGGACCAGACAACAUACUUAUAGAGACACAGCCAUACACAGUUAUUGUUAUAUUGUGUAUUUGUCAUAUUUAGACACAUCAGUUCUUUCCCUCUUUCCAUCCACUCCACAUGCCAAGUCAGAAUGUCAGCUUAAGACCAUCAGUUUUACAGAAAAGCCCUCCAAAACAAAACAAAACAAAACAAAACAAACAAACAAAACAAAACAAAAGAUAGCAUCUAAGAGAAAAAAAAAAAAGUUCUGAGAAAGGGAUGAAUCAUUGAGAAACAAAUUGUUUUCUUUCUCUGUCUGUGUAUGCAUCUUAAGUAUACUUAAAUUUUCUGUGGGAGUUUAUCCUUGCGUGGUUCCUCUUUUCUUUAGAAGCGCUUACAGUUGCUAUCAUUUUCUUUUAGGUGUCAGAAGUAAAGAUAAUAAAUGAACAUUAGCAUCAUAUAAACUCUUGUUUUCUUAAAAUAUUGAGCCAAAUGAUUAUGAUUGCUAUUUUUCUCAAACAGAUACCACUCCCAGACCAAAGGAGUGGAUAAUUGUUAAAUAUAUUUAAUGGAACAAUAUUCCUCUAGUCUAAUGAAUCUUUCUGUGAGGAUUGGGGUAAAGGGGAUAAAAGGUAGAUGUUGAAAACUGAAAUGUCUUCAUGAAGUUUGCUACAUGAACUACUACUAAUGCAAAGAAUAUUUAAAUUUGUUUAAAUAAAAAAAAAUCAAGAUACUGAGAAACUGAAAUUAUGAAGGCAGUUUGUACUGUAUUGACGUGCUGUUAGUCUAUUGAAAAUGUUUUCACAUGCAUGACUAAACAGGAAGAGUACUCAUGUUUUUAAGAUUAGUCAUGUGAAACUUCUUUCUAUAAUCAUAUAUAUAUAUAAAUCUGUGUAAUAUCUAAGAAUAAAUGUUAUUUAGGAGGAAUUUUAUUUACUUUUAUUCACAGUCUUUUCAUGUUACUCCAUGUAUACCAGUUUAGAGUUGAGAGAUCUGCAAUGCAGCAUGCAAGUAUUUAAGGUGCUGGUGGAUUGCUUGGCAUCAUCAACUCCUGUUGACAUCUUCUCACCUUCAGGAAACUGAGAACUGUAAAAUGGGAUAUGUUCCCAGUAUAGUUGAACAAAUGCUCAUUUGGUGAGCAUCUCUGUAGGAUCUACACAAAUACGAAUGGUCUCCUGAAUGUGCUUACUUGUGGCUCUUGAACAGAAUUUAAGCAACAUUUGUGAUUGUGGAGAAUGAGUUUAAAAAAAGCAAUAAUGAGAUAAAACAGGACUCCUGAAUGGGGAGAGCAUGUUAGGUAAGCUGAUUACUUGAACUCUGUUCCUAAAUCUGAUUUAACCAUUUUCACUUGAUGAAAUAAAGCUGAUUUUUGCAGUGUUGGCUUUAUUUUGAUGAGGUUAAUAAUCUGGGAUACAAAAUGUUUCCAGUACCUGAUCUCAGAAUCCCAAGUGUUACCUCUUAAUCUCAGUUGCCAAAUUCCACAUGGAUUUUGCCCUUUCUAUGUGUGUCAGUGACUGUGUUUGUGCAUAUGACACAUACAUGGUACAAUCACUUGCAGAUUACUUGAGUGAGGGCAUACUCAAGACCAUUGUUCAAAAUGGUCUUUCAUUCUAACAUGAUGAAUUUAAAGACUUUUUUAUUUAAGUCAGACAAAGUUCUGAGGAGAUCUGAUUUACUAAUUUUGCAAAAAAUGGAUAAGGAUCUGGUAAGACUUUAAGCUGUGAGCCAAACCAGUGCUCUAGUUGUUUAUGUGGUUGCUGCUGUCUCUUUCAUCUCAGUAAGUCUCUUGCAAAUGAAUCCUAACCUGCUUUCUCAUUUAUCUCUGUGGAAACAAUGGUGAAGGCUGUGUCAUAGAAAUGUGCUAUCAAUGCACAGGUGUUUUGUCAUGUUAAAAAGACUGUACAUGUGGAGAUAGGAGGAGGAAAAGAAAAUCUUGCAAUCUAACUUUAGUCUCUACACUUGGUCAAAGUAAAAGGCUAGGUCUGUCUAGGUGACCUAUGACAUCUGAGAAAGGUUGGUUUCCUCUGGAAGGUUAUUCAGUAUGGGGAGUGUAGUCUCCUUGAUAUAAACCGUACAUUAAUAUCUAAACUCUGACCAUAUGGAGCACCUACAGUGUGUAAUCAGAAGGACUUGCUUAACUCACUGAGCAGUAACUUGGUGAAAACUUAUUAAGAAGAACCACAAGUUUUCAUUUGACCAGAAACACUUCCUAUGUAUAGACAUUAAAAUUUGAGAUGAGUGUUUGGGAAUCUGAUUAAAAUUAUAGGUACCGUAAAGAAUAGUGAAAUGAUAAAGUAAGUGCUAAAACGUUGAGGACAGGUCAUACCUAUAAACAGUCCUGAUCACUGUGGAAAAGAUGGAUGCACUCAAGCUAUAGUAAGUUGAAGCUAGAUGAGUUUAAAUGCAGGGCCAGACAUGAUUAAACAACAGUAAAGAGCGUCCAAUAAGGUGCUUUGGCGAAUUGGGCUAAAGAAAUCAGUUGGGUACAGUCAUAGAAUGGCCUGGGUUGAAAAGGACCAUAAUGAUCAUGUAGUUUCAACCCCCCUGCUAUGUGCAGGGUCGCCAGUCACUAGACCAGGCUGCCCAGAGCCACAUCCAGCCUGGCCCUGAAUGCCUCCUGGGGUGGGGCAUCCACAACCUCCUUGGGCAACCUGUUCCAGUGUGUCACCACCCUCUGUAUGAAAAAAUUUCCUCCUAAUAUCUAACCUAAACCUCCCCUGUCUUAGUUUAAAACUGUUCCCUUGUCAGUGAGGUAAUACUGGUAACAGCAAAGCGAUAUUACCUCAAUGCAUGUUAGUAAAGAGGAAUAUUUAAACGAUGUAAUCAGUUUUGAGUUCUGAAGUUAAAACAUUGAUGAUUCAUAGAAGAAGUUUUAAGAUAGGAGACAAAAGGAGCUUGCUGAGGAGCAGAUGAUUUGAACUAACCUGCAUGUAACUCAAGAAGAAAAAAUAUUCUUUAUAGAUUAAAAGGUAUUGUUAUAUUCAGGAGCUAGAAAUGGUGCUGAACAAGUUCAAGGAGAAAAAUUUUGUUUACCAGGUAGUAUUAUCUAAGAUACAAAAGGUUCAGCAAGUGAUGCUGAACAGUUCCACUUGCUGACUAUCGUCAGCCAAAUCUAGAAUGUUUUUGUAGCUGAAUGCUGUAGAGUACUAGUGAUGUGGUAGCUGAUCUACAGAAAGUUGAUCUCUGCACCUGAGAAUUUAGAGACUUAAGCAGAAAACAUGAGAAAACAGAAUUCACAGUUCAACAUAAAUGUAUGGGUCUGAGUUUAAAAUUUCUGGGAGAUGUAAGGUAUGCUGUGCAGCAGAUAAUGGCAAGUGUUAGAAAUAAGUUGAUAUGUUCUUUUAAAUCAAAGAAUUACAACUCAGAUUAGAAACCUGCAUGGAAAAAAUGUGCACCUUUUCAUUUUAGAAAACAUCUGACAGUGGCUGCUGAAAGAGGAGAGUGAUUAGAUGUGAAAGAAAAAUAGAAGCUUUCUGAACAGAGCACACAGUGUUAGAGCUCCUUCACUGAAUCUCCUUCACUGAAUACAAGCAUAGCUGUGUUGUAACAAGUGGAUCAUCACUUGCUUCCAUAAUCUCUUAAACUGGGAUCAUUAUACAUUUAGCAAAAGGGAAGUGUAUCUGACUUCCUUCUACAGCUUAAAAAUAUCUCAAUAAAAAGAGUCUCUCUUCACUACUGAGGAUUUUUUUUUUCUUUAAGUGUUAAAGCAACAAGUUCUGAAAAUUUCUGUUGGGGUUCAUUUCUUUUCUGUUUUCAUCACAGAACGUUUUCUACAGCAGCAGCAGAGAAGAAUUGUUCCUCUUUAGACAUUAACAGGAGUGUGCGCACUCUGCUUGACAGACAGGGUUGUCUGUGGUUUUCCUGUUGCAAGAUGAAGGUUGAAUUAGCUAUAAAAUAUCAGUGUCUCACUUCUUGCAUAUUUUAUAGAAAAAGUGGUAGGAUAUUAACUGAACCAUGUCACUGAGGAAAGUGACAGCUGUAACUAUUUUGUGGAAAGCCAUGUUCUGUUAGCCCAGGAAUGCUAUUUUGGUUCAGAUCCCUUGAGGGACUUUAAUGGGAAGCAGAACCCAGGUUUGAUUCUAAUAGCUUUUUGUUUGACGUUGUUUCUGAUCUGUUUAAGCCUGUCAAGGAUGAGAUAGUGGUAGGUAUGAACAGAAGUGGGGCUCUAGGACACAGGGAGCUGCAGCACCACUUACAAUGGCUUCUGUAGGGAUGAAGUUUCUGCAGAGGAGGUGUUUGCAUUGCUCAGUCACUCAAAAUUCCUCGGGAACCAAGACCGGGAGAAUUUGAAAAGAUCAUCAAACGCUUAUUAGAAACUCCAAAUGCUCGAGCGGUGAUCAUGUUUGCAAAUGAAGAUGACAUUAGGCGAAUACUGGAAGCAGCCAAAAAAGCUAAUCAGUCUGGACAUUUCCUAUGGAUUGGCUCAGAUAGCUGGGGGUCAAAAAUUUCACCAGUUCAGCAUCAGGAAGAAAUUGCAGAAGGAGCAGUAACCAUCCUGCCUAAAAGAACAUCUAUAGAUGGAUUCGAUAGAUAUUUUCGGAGCCGAACACUUGCUAACAAUCGAAGAAAUGUAUGGUUUGCAGAAUUUUGGGAGGAGAACUUUGGAUGCAAGUUAGGAUCUCAUGGAAAAAGAAACAGCAACAUCAAGAAAUGCACAGGCUUAGAAAGAAUUGCAAGAGAUUCAGCCUAUGAGCAAGAAGGAAAAGUUCAGUUUGUAAUUGAUGCAGUAUAUUCCAUGGCCUACGCACUACAUAACAUGCACAAAGAUCUCUGUCCUGGAUAUAUUGGUCUGUGUCCAAGGAUGAGCACAAUUGAUGGUAAAGAACUACUUACCUAUAUCCGAGCAGUAAACUUUAACGGGAGUGCUGGAACACCUGUUAUCUUCAAUGAAAAUGGAGAUGCUCCUGGACGUUAUGAUAUUUUUCAGUAUCAGAUCACCAACAAGAGUACAGAAUACAAAAUAAUUGGUCAUUGGACCAACCAACUUCAUCUAAAUGUAGAAGACAUGCAGUGGGCUAAUAGAGAGCACACUCAUCCGGCAUCUGUCUGCAGCCUACCCUGUAAAGCUGGGGAAAGAAAGAAAACCGUGAAGGGGGUGCCCUGCUGCUGGCACUGUGAACGCUGCGAAGGGUACCAUUACCAGGUGGAUGAAUUCAAUUGUGAACUGUGCCCCAUCAAUAAGAGACCGAACGCCAACCGUACCGAUUGCCAGCUUAUCCCCAUAAUCAAACUGGAGUGGCAUUCCCCAUGGGCCAUUGUGCCCGUCUUCAUAGCUAUCCUUGGUAUAAUUGCCACCACCUUUGUCAUCGUAACAUUUGUCCGCUACAACGAUACUCCAAUUGUCAGGGCCUCUGGACGGGAGCUCAGUUAUGUGCUCUUGACUGGGAUUUUUCUCUGUUAUUCCAUUACUUUUUUAAUGAUUGCCACUCCCGAUACAGUGAUCUGCUCAUUUCGGAGGAUCUUCCUGGGACUUGGCAUGUGUUUCAGCUAUGCUGCCUUGCUUACCAAAACAAAUAGAAUUCACAGAAUAUUUGAACAGGGUAAAAAAUCAGUCACAGCUCCCAAAUUUAUUAGUCCAGCUUCCCAGCUGGUGAUCACUUUCAGUCUCAUAUCCUUGCAGCUUAUUGGAGUCUUCAUCUGGUUUGCAAUUGAUCCACCACACACCAUAGUAGAUUAUGGAGAGCAGAGGACUCUUGAACCAGAAAAUGCCAGGGGUGUUCUCAAAUGUGACAUUUCAGAUCUGUCUCUCAUUUGUUCGCUUGGAUACAGUAUUCUCUUGAUGGUCACAUGUACUGUUUAUGCUAUUAAAACAAGAGGGGUUCCAGAGACCUUCAAUGAAGCAAAACCCAUUGGAUUUACUAUGUACACAACCUGCAUAAUUUGGUUAGCUUUUAUUCCAAUCUUUUUUGGUACGGCCCAAUCAGCAGAGAAGAUGUACAUCCAGACAACAACACUUACUGUCUCCAUGAGUUUAAGUGCUUCUGUGUCUCUGGGCAUGCUCUACAUGCCCAAGGUUUAUAUUAUCAUUUUUCAUCCAGAGCAGAAUGUUCAAAAACGGAAGAGGAGCUUCAAGGCUGUAGUGACAGCUGCCACAAUGCAAAGCAAACUGACCCAAAAAGGAAAUGACAGACCAAAUGGCGAGGUCAAAACUGAACUAUGUGAAAGUCUUGAAACCAACACCUCCUCUACGAAGACAACUUACGUCAGUUACAGCAAUCAGACAAACUGAGCAGGGAUGAAAUUAAAUGGAAGACCUCCAGGAUGAGAUCUUGCAAAGAAAGACUUUACCAUCACCAGAGUUCAGUCCUGGAAAUAUCAGUAGUCUACAUUCAAAUCAAUAGUCAGUCUCCUAAAGAACAAGGAUUAAACAAGAGGCAAAAGGCAAAAAGAGACAGGGGAAGGAAAAGUCCAGUUUUAUAUCAUACAUAGACAGUGUCAAAUCUCUGAACUGUUCAUUCACAAAAGGAAGUAAAUCACAAAAGGAAAACAAAUGUUAGCUUGUGAAAAAAAUGCUGUUGAAAUAAAUCAUGUCUGAUGUUAUAUUUGUAAGUACUUUUUUGUGAUUGUGACAAUUUCCUUUCCUGUCCUACAUUGUUCAACUCGUAAAAGAAGAAGAGUUUGUUUCUUGUGAUGGCUGACUGAAUUAAGUCCUGGGUUAUGCUACAAUAAAUGCAAUGGUCAACGCAUGCUAAUUUUUAUACAAAAUAAUUUAUUUCUAAUAAUAAAGGAAUGUUUUGCAAAUGUUGAGACUUGUUUUGUUGCAGUUUUAAAAAAAAAGAAGUCCUUACACUGUUGUCUAUUGUUUGUUUAGAAUGUGCAGUAAAGGUGGGUGUACAAAUAAAAUAAUAAUCAUGGCAUCAGAAGAAUGCAGUGUAAACUCUAAGCAUAUGUGUGUGUGUAUGUAUGUGUGCACGUGUGUGCGUGUAUGUACGUGCAUGCCUGCAUGCAUGUGUGUGUGUACUCUGCAGUGUGUGAAUUUAUUUGUUCAAAUUUUUUGUGACUAUUUUUUCUAAUUGAAGCAUUCCCCUCCCCCCCCUUCUGACCCUCAAAGUAAGUGCAUUUUAUAUGUUUGUAAAGUAAAUGAGUCUCAAUGGUGAUUAUUUUGUAUGAUUGUAUUAUAUUUUUGAAUCUCAAUUAAUAAUUCUGAUCCUCUUCAUUUAUGGAACUUACAGUUUGUAAGAAUAUAUGGCAGCUAGACUGGAUUAAUCUAAAAAAUUAUUCAGCCUAGUAUUCUGUCUUUGACAGGGAAUGUAGCAGAUGCUUAUCUCAAUAAAGAUGACUUUGAAAUUA
Messenger RNA from Gallus gallus (chicken), 7635 nucleotides. RefSeq names its product glutamate metabotropic receptor 8 (gene GRM8). Gene Ontology annotation, molecular function: group III metabotropic glutamate receptor activity. NCBI's taxonomy places the organism in Eukaryota, Metazoa, Chordata, Aves, Galliformes, Phasianidae. The record is from RefSeq and is a predicted model, not a curated record. Gene Ontology annotation, cellular component: membrane. Gene Ontology annotation, biological process: regulation of synaptic transmission, glutamatergic; G protein-coupled glutamate receptor signaling pathway. The transcript is spliced from 9 exons. The coding region runs from base 4685 to 6574 and encodes 629 amino acids.